This is a messenger RNA of Macadamia integrifolia, 1292 nucleotides long. RefSeq names its product aquaporin AQPAn.G-like. The coding region runs from base 24 to 938 and encodes 304 amino acids. NCBI's taxonomy places the organism in Eukaryota, Viridiplantae, Streptophyta, Magnoliopsida, Proteales, Proteaceae. The transcript is spliced from 3 exons. Gene Ontology annotation, molecular function: channel activity. Gene Ontology annotation, cellular component: membrane. Gene Ontology annotation, biological process: transmembrane transport. The record is from RefSeq and is a predicted model, not a curated record.
AGCUGAAGCGACUUCAUAAAAAGAUGGCUGCAAAUGAUGAAGAGAGUCUCUACCACAAAGUUCAAGUCCAACCUUUCUCCUCUACACCAAGGUUGGAAGACAGUAAGAGUGGAGAUGAUGGAAAGAUGCAAAUGCCUGCUACCACCUGGAGUAAAAGGUUGGGAUUGGAAGAGCUCUCUUCCUUGCAGGCAUGGCGAGCAUCCAUAGCAGAACUUCUGGGCACGGCUACUUUGGUUUUUGUACUAGACACCAUCGUCAUCUCCUCCUACGAGACCGACACCAAAUCACCAAACCUCCUUAUAGCCUUCUUCGCCGCCCUCAUCUUCACAAUUAUGCUCCUCGCCACCUUCCCAAUCUCCGGUGGCCACGUCAACCCUAUCAUCUCCUUCUCCGCCGCACUCGUCGGCCUCAUCUCUGCGACUCGAGCUGUCAUUUACAUUUUAGCCCAGUGCAUCGGUGGCGUGCUUGGCGCCUUGGCACUCAAGGCCGUGGUCAGCAGCAAAAUCCAGAGUGCCUUCUCACUUGGUGGUUGCACCCUCACAGUUAUUGCACCAGGCCCAGAUGGGCCCAUCACUGUAGGAAUUGAGACAGGCCCAGCGCUCUGGCUUGAGGCCAUAUGCACUUUCGUGUUACUUAUCGCCUCCGUAUGGAUCGCAUUCGAUCAUCGUCAAGCCAAGGCCCGUGGGCCUGUAAUUGUGUUUUCGAUCAUCGGAGCCGUGGUGGGGCUGUUGGUGUUUGUGUCAACGACGGUAACGGCGAAGAAGGGUUAUGCCGGUGCUGGGAUGAACCCUGCACGGUGUAUUGGACCGGCUAUUGUGAGAGGGGGACACCUUUGGGACAGACACUGGGUCUUCUGGGUCGGCCCAGCCAUAGCUUGUGUGGCGUUUUAUGUUUACACGAAGGUCAUACCACGUCAGCAUUUCCACGCCCAAGACUAGUUGCUGUUAUAGCUUCCUCACCACCUCUAAUUACCAACCCAUACUAAGGCAGAAGUCCUAAAUAAAAUGGCGUUUUAUGUUCUACAUGAUACUGUUUUUCCUACCAACCAAUAGGCCUCAACAGCUAGCUAGCUAGCCUUAGCCCAACCCAUUAAAAUGGACUGGUAGCCCAGGCUUCGGAAUGCAAAGCCAUGUCAAGUUUGGGCUUGUGCAACGUUUCUAAUUAGGGAUGUAAACAGAGCGAAUUCGAAGCACAUACAUUUGUAAUAGAAUUUGUAUCCAACAAACAUAUCCGCUAUCCGAAUUUGACCAGAUUUUGAACAGACAUUUCAAUUGAUUAUUUGAAUUGGUAUC